Molecule: messenger RNA, 3168 nt
Organism: Miscanthus lutarioriparius
Lineage: Eukaryota; Viridiplantae; Streptophyta; Magnoliopsida; Poales; Poaceae
Source: the annotation of a GenBank genome assembly
AUGGCGAGGCGCAAUGAUGGCUGGGGCGACGGCGACAAGAUCAAGAUUGGUGUCUGCGUCAUGGAGAAAAAGGUGUCGUGUUCUCCCAUGGAACAGAUUCUUGAGAGGCUGCGCGCGUUCGGCGAGUUCGAGAUUAUCAUUUUUGGUGACAAAGUGAUUCUUGAAGAUCCCAUUGAAAGUUGGCCUAUAUGUGAUUGUCUAAUCGCCUUUUACUCGUCCGGGUAUCCACUAGAAAAGGCAGAGAAAUAUGCAGCUUUACGAAGGCCCUUUUUGGUGAACGAGUUGGCCCCACAAUACCUCCUUCAUGACCGCAGCAAAGUAUAUCAGCAACUUAAGUUGUAUGGGGUUCCUGUUCCAACCUAUGCUGUUGUCAGAAGAGAGUACCCUAAUCAAGAAUUAAGCUACUUUGUUGAGGAAGAUGAUUUUAUUGAGAUCCAUGGGAAGCGGUUUUGCAAGCCUUUCGUGGAGAAACCCAUUGAUGGUGAUGACCAUAACAUAAUGAUAUACUAUCCUAGCUUAGCUGGUGGAGGAAUGAAAGAACUGUUUCGUAAGGUUGGUAAUCGAUCUAGUGAGUUUUAUCCAUAUGUGAGGAAGGUGAGGCGAGAUGGAUCUUACAUUUACGAGGAGUUCAUGCCUACAGGAGGGACAGAUGUCAAGGUUUAUACAGUUGGGCCUGUAUAUGCACAUGCUGAAGCACGGAAGUCUCCAGUUGUGGAUGGGGUUGUCAUGAGGAAUUCUGAUGGAAAAGAGGUGCGCUAUCCUGUUCUAUUAACCCCUUCUGAGAAACAAAUCGCAAGGAGCAUUUGCCAAGCCUUCAGACAAGCGGUGUGCGGCUUUGAUCUUCUAAGGUGCGACUUGGGAGAGGCAACAUCCUAUGUAUGUGAUGUCAAUGGCUGGAGUUUCGUGAAAAGUUCAUACAAGUACUAUGAUGAUGCUGCAUGCAUUCUGAGGAAAAUCUUUCUUGAUGAGAAAGCUCCACAUAUUCCAUCAACCAUUCCUACUAGUCUUCCAUGGAAAAUCAGUGAGCCAGUCCAACCAUCUGAUGCUGUGAGAUGUCAUGAGAGGGGAACUGUUGGAAUAUCUAGGCCAUCAGAAGAGCUGCGCUGUGUCAUAGCUGUUAUACGCCAUGGGGAUCGCACACCAAAGCAGAAGGUGAAGCUAAAAGUAACUGAAGAAAAGCUUUUGAAUUUGAUGUUGAAAUACAAUGGUGGAAAGGCCCAUGCAGAGGCUAAGCUUAAAAGCGCUUUGCAGCUGCAAGAUCUAUUAGAUGCAACAAGAAUCCUGGUUCCGCGUGCUAGAUCUGGUCGUGAAAGUGAUAGCGACGUUGAAGUUGAGCACGCGGAGAAGCUACGCCAAGUUAGAGCUGUCCUUGAAGAGGGUGGACAUUUUUCUGGUAUCUAUAGGAAGGUACAGCUAAAACCAUCAAACUGGGUCCGCGUUCCUAAAGAUAACAGAGAAGGGGAGGAGGAGUAUCCAGUUGAAGCCCUAAUGGUUCUUAAGUAUGGUGGUGUUCUAACUCAUGCAGGAAGGAAGCAGGCGGAAGAAUUGGGAAGAUACUUCAGAAAUAAUAUGUAUCCAAGUGAAGGGCCAGGAUUGCUUCGCCUCCACAGUACAUAUAGGCAUGAUCUGAAGAUAUACAGCUCAGAUGAAGGUCGCGUUCAGAUGUCUGCUGCGGCUUUUGCUAAAGGUCUUCUUGAUUUGGAGGGGGAGUUGACACCAAUCCUGGUUUCACUUGUUAGUAAGGACUCGUCUAUGCUAGAUGGACUUCAGGAUGGUACUAUUGACAUAAAUGAAGCAAAGGCUCAAUUGCAUGAUAUCAUCAUAUCUUCUGAAGUUGCAAAUUGUAAUGAACCUAUGGAAUUCCCAUGGAUGGUUGAUGGAGCUAGAGUGCCUAAAAAUGCUUCUCAGCUUCUCACAGAUUUGGCUGAGUUGACAAAAGAAAUAACCGCGCAAGUAAAGAUGCUUUCUGAUGAUGAAGAUGAGAAAGCUGCCAUAGGUGGUGAUUCACCAAAUCCUCCUUAUGAUAUAGCAACAGCACUGGGGAAUGCAGAAAUUGAUACGGAUCGUAUUUCUGCUGGAUUGCCUUGUGGUAGUGAAAGCUUUCUUUUGAUGUUUGCCCGUUGGAAGAAACUAGAGAGGGGUCUCUACAAUGAAAGGAAAAAGCGCUUUGACACUACACAAAUUCCUGACAUAUAUGACUCUUGCAAGUAUGACCUUCUUCAUAACUCGCAUCUCAACCUUACUGGUCUGAGUGAUCUCUUCAAAGUUUCUCAGUUGCUAGCUGAUGGUGUCAUUCCAAAUGAAUAUGGAAUAAAUCCAAAGCAGAAACUCAAAAUUGGCUCAAAGAUAGCACACCGUUUAUUGGGGAAGAUUCUAAUUGACCUGCAUAACACAAGACGAGAGGUUACUGCUGCUGCUGCUGAAUCUUACACACAUAACGAUACAACGACAGUGUCAUCUGCAAAACUUAAGGAGAGGAGUUACUAUGAGGAGGUUAGGAAUGAAUGUGUUGAAAGAUCUAGCUCUAACAAGAAGGCCAUUGAUCUAGAUGACUCCCACGAGGAAACAAAAUACUGCUUGGAUCCAAAAUAUGCCAAUGUGGUUGAUCCUGAGCGACGUGUUCGAACAAGGCUCUAUUUUACAUCGGAAUCACACAUACACUCUCUAAUGAACAUACUUCGCUAUUGCAAUUUAGACGAAUCUCUGAAUGGAGAAGAGAGUCUUGUUUGCAGAAGUUCUCUAGAUCUGCUAUUUAAAACACGUGAACUCGACUACAUGAGUUACAUUGUGUUGCGUAUGUUUGAAAAUACAGAGGUACCUUUGGAACACCCAAAGAGAUUUCGUAUAGAGAUGACAUUUAGUCGUGGUGCAGAUAUAAGUUCCUUGGAGAGUGGAGGCAAAGAAUCUUUGCUGCCUGAUGAUCACACAAUGCCGAUUAUGGAGCCUGAGAGAUUGCAGGAAGUUGGAUCAUAUAUCACCUUAGACAAAUUUGAUAAAAUGGCUCGCCCAUUUGCAAUGCCAGCUGAAGAUUUUCCUCCAGCUGCUCCUUCUCAACCUUUGCCCGUCCGGUUCUGCAAGAAUAUCGAAUUACAAGCAGGAAAACUGCAGCAUAAGUCAAACAUGCUGAGUGGUAUUUUGAAAAGGAAGACAAAAAAGCUUCAGGAAUAG